Messenger RNA from Ylistrum balloti, 1956 nucleotides. RefSeq names its product cationic amino acid transporter 2-like. The transcript is spliced from 7 exons. Gene Ontology annotation, biological process: transmembrane transport; amino acid transport. Gene Ontology annotation, cellular component: plasma membrane. Bases 1 to 1956 code for a protein of 651 amino acids. The record is from RefSeq and is a predicted model, not a curated record. Gene Ontology annotation, molecular function: amino acid transmembrane transporter activity. NCBI's taxonomy places the organism in Eukaryota, Metazoa, Mollusca, Bivalvia, Pectinida, Pectinidae.
AUGGAGACGCUAGGCCGGUUUUGUCGUGCUAUUGCAAGGAAGAAAACAAUUGAUAACAAGACAUUAAAGGACUCCCAACUCAAAAGGGGACUCAACAUCUUUGAUCUGGUCGGAAUAGGUGUUGGUGGAUCUCUAGGCAUUGGUGUUUAUGUGAUCAUCACCCACGUGGUUAAGCAUCAGACUGGUCCUUCUACUGUGCUGUCCGUCUUGUUUUCUGGUGUAGCAGCUCUGUUAUCAGCCAUAUGUUAUGCCGAGUUCGCCAUGCGUCUUCCACGUGCAGGCGGGUCUUACCUAUAUACCUACGCCGUGCUCGGAGAAUUGUGUGCCUUCACUGUAGGAUGGACAAUGGUACUAGAGCACAUCAUAGGAGCAGCAGCAGCGGCCAAGGCGUGGAGCCAAUACUUAAACGUACUGAUGAACGGGACGGUCGAUAGAUACUUCGAAGAACAGCUUCACUGGUCGUUAGGUCCCGGUGCGUCAGACAGCCCAGAUAUUGUCGCUUGUGCUCUCGUAAUUGUUGCCUUGGGUAUUGUCAUUCUUGAUGUCAAGGUUUCUGCAGUAAUAAGCUGUAUAUUUACCUUUAUCAACGGACUCGUGAUCCUAUGUUUGAUGUGUGUUGGCUUUUUCCACGUUCGACACGAGAACUGGACGGACCCGCCGGGUUUCUUUCCCUAUGGCUUUACAGGGGUUGUUAGUGGUGCUGGUACGCUUUUCGUGGCCUUUUCGGGUGUCGAAGUGGUGGCAAGCAGUACAGAAGACACAAAGGAACCUCUGAAGGUCACGGUCAGCGCCAUAUUUACCACAAUGGCAGUCUGUUUCGCCACUUACUUUGGCGUAACUUGCGCCCUAACUCUGGCCUACCCAUGGAGCAAACUCACGGACGAAGUUGCUCUACCAUUAGCUUUUGAGGCAAGGAACAUUGACGGAUCGAAAUACGUGAUUGGGAUAGGAGGAAUAUGUGGAUUGAUUGCGUCUACACUCGGAUGUAUAUUUGCCGUUCCUAGAAUAUUAUAUGCAAUGUCAAACGACAAAGUUAUAUCCAAAUGCCUUGGCCAUAAUCCUGUUUGUAAAAAUAAAUCGGGCAUAUCGUGUUUUGGUGUGGUGUUUGGAGGAAUUGUGUCGGCAGCGUUUGCUAUGUGUUUCUGUCUAGAAGUUCUGAUCGAAAUGAUGGCUAUCGGAACCCUUUUAUCAUUCUCGAUGGUGUCUCUGUGUGUGUUGUGUCAGCGGUAUCAGCCAACCCAUAUCGGCUUGUACCAGGAGUAUGAUUCAAUGGACGAUAGUCGGUAUAUGCAAUGUACAGAAUUUGUUUAUGAUUUACCAUACAGUUCCGGAAGUUAUUCCACAGAUAUACCACCUAGGCUUAAAAGUCGUUCGCACCAAAACAUGUGUGAUGGAACGGAAUCUCAGCCACUCACUAGUGGUGUGCAAAGAGGUAUGACGUAUCAGAAAAUGGACAGCGUUGUCAAGACAACAUCUUCCGGAAGUAUCAGCAGUCUAUUUCAAGUUCCCAAUGACAUUCCACUAGAACCUACAAGUAGAACGUUACGUACAGCUUCCAUAGCUCUUGUUGUGUAUAUAGUCUCGUGUCUAGUGCUAGCCUUGUUUGUCAAGCUUGCCGGAUGUUACGUCACAAACGUGUCGUGGUGGGCUUUAGUUGUAAUACUUUGUUGUGCGGUAUCCUUGGUUACAACGACAAUAUUAAUAACCAAACAGCCACAAAAUCAGACCCGACUGAUAUAUCGUGCUCCUUAUGUUCCUUUUGUGCCAUUGACAUCCUUACUGCUGAAUAUUUUCAUGAUGACGUCAUUAUCUUAUACCGUGUGGCUGCGGUUUUCCCUAUGGUUACUUGUAGGUUUGCUUCUGUACUUUGUUCAUGGAAUUCACUCCAGCGCGGAAAGCAACGUUGACGAACAAGAAGUGGUGUUAUAUGCAAUAGGAGAACAAGAUGAAAAUUAA